AUGGGCUUUAAUCCACUGUUCACCAUACUUAAGGAUACCAAAUUUACCAGACCUAACUAUAUUGAAUGGAAACGUAAUUUGGACAUUGUGUUGACUGCUGAGGAGUACAAGUUUUGCACUUAUGAACCCAAGCCCGAGCAGCCUGCUGCUGAUGCGCCUGAUGAGGAUAAGGAGUAUUAUAAGCGGUGGACAAAGGCUGAUGAGAUGUCGCGAUGUUACAUUCUGGCAGCAAUGUCGGAUCAGACCUACACUCAUUGGAUAUGGCAUGGAGAGUUAAAUACAGAAAGCAAGUCUCCUACAGAAGACACAGCUAGUUUAGAGUCUGUGGACCAAAUCCCGAUGAAACCAGACAAUGCUGAUAUUGAUGAUGAUAUUUCUUUUGAUUCUGCUGAUGCAUUUAACCAUGUUCAAUCUGAACAUGAACCACUUUAUCUGGGGUGUGAAGGAUUUACAAAGAUGAAGGCUUUGGUAAAGUUAUAUAACUUGAAAGCAAAAUACCAAGUAUCAGAUGGUUGCUUCUCUGAACUUCUAUUGUUGGUUGGUUCUACGCUCCCGGAAGGCAACACCUUCCCUUCUUCAUUUAGUGAAGCAAAAAAAAGCUUGUACGCUUUAGGAAUGGAGUAUGAAAAAAUUCACGUAUGUCCAAAUGAUUGUUUAUUGUAUCAUGGAGAAAAGGAUGAAGAUGAGACAAGUUGUCUUGUUUGUCAAGCCUCUAGAUGGAAGUUGAACAAAAAAGGAGAAGAAUUAGAAGGGGUUCCGGCAAAGGUUUUAUGGUAUUUCCCGUUUAUACCACGUUUGAGGACUUUAUUCAGUUCUGCACAAACAGCCAAGGACUUGACUUGGCAUGACACGGAGAGAAUAAAUGAUGGUAAAUUGAGACAUCCAGCGGAUUCAAACACAUGGAAGGAAGUCGACAGGAACAUUGUAAAAGGAUAUAAUGCGUGUCAUGUUUACGUUGAUGGAACAAAAGCAACGAGGCUGACUAAUUACCGUAAGUGCGUGGUCAUGAGGCAUCGGAGGUGGUUGCCCCGUGCACAUCCAUAUCGAAGGAAGAAAGAAGAGUUUGAUAACACAAUGGAAAAAGGAACUGCCCCAAUUCCAUUAACCGGGGAGGAGGUGCUUGAGAGAACAAAACAUUUAAAGAGUCAUGUCUUUGGUAAGACACAACGCCAACCUCGAUUCAAAGAAGGUGAUGUUCGACCUAUUUUUAAGAAGGUUUCUAUAUUUUUUGAACAUGAGUAUUGGAAGUUUUUGUCGGUUAGACAUGUUCUCGAUGUUAUGUACAUUGAGAAAAACAUUUGCGAAGCUUUACUUGGUACUAUGCUUAAUAUACCCAAGAAGAAAAAAGACAAGGAAUCUGUCCGGCUAGACAUGGCUGAAAUGGGAAUAAGAACGGAGCUAAGGCCAAAAACUCCCAGGAAAAAGGAGAAGUUACCAUUGGCAUCUUGGAAUUUAACUCAUUCGGAAAAAAAGUAG
This is a messenger RNA of Daucus carota subsp. sativus, 1476 nucleotides long. RefSeq lists its product as uncharacterized. Bases 1 to 1476 code for a protein of 491 amino acids. The record is from RefSeq and is a predicted model, not a curated record. The transcript is spliced from 3 exons. Lineage: Eukaryota; Viridiplantae; Streptophyta; Magnoliopsida; Apiales; Apiaceae.